AUGAACACGAACGGCAAUGUGGGCUCUCAGGAGGGUGGGAACGGUACCGAUUACGGCUCGAGCGAGGAGACGGCGGCCCUGCUGAGCAGGGCGCCACCCCCGCCCGUCGUGGUUGCCGCGGCGUCUCAGGGCAAGCCGGUGCUCACGCGACAGGAUCGAGCAACCUUUUUGGUUGCCUCGCCACAGUUGUCCGUCUCGGGGCUCGGCGGCUCCGAGGAGAGCGGCACCACCGAGGAUCCGGCCACGAGAUCGGUACCGGACAUCGAGCUGCACUGCAGGCUCGACGGCGAGGCCCAGCCACAGCCGCAGCCGCCGCAGCCGCAACCGCAAACGCAAGUGCAGCAGACGAUCGUGCCUACUGGUUACCGGUCCAGGCAGGCUUCCCACCAACACAGGUGUCGCUGCGAUCGGAGGGACUCGCUGGCGCCAUCCUCGGCGCUGCAUCUGGCGAGGAGCGUGUCUAGAGAAAGCGUGAAGAGCGGCCAUCACUGUUGCCCCUGCCAAGCGCCGCCACCUCCGGUUCUGGUCACGACGUCGCCGAGUGCACGCAUAAUACGACAAAGUUCGCAACCGGAAGCGUCCGCGUGCUGCUGUUCCGGAUGUUGUUGCCCUCUGCACACCACCACAGCGCCGAGUGCUGCCUCCUUGCGGCAGCUGCGCGAGCCAGGCGACGGAAUUGCCGGCAUCGCCGCGGACUCGUUGCGGAUCAAUGGCGGCAUUCGACAAUUCCGACAGUUCCCCUGGUGGUGCAAAUCGUCGUCGACGACAAUGCCGACGACGCCGCCGCCGCCCAUGGCCACGGUACCCGGCCCCGGUUCCGGUUCUGGCUCUGGCUCCGGUUCACAGGGCGCCCAGGGCGUCGUACUCUGCCCACGUACGCUGUCGCAGGUGCGACGAUCACGGCUGCGGAGGGCCCUCACCGAGGCGACCGCCGAGACCGUCAACUACGUCAAGACGCUACGGAAGCCAGUGUCGACACUCUCGAUCCCGGGAGCGAUGAAGAACAGCGGCGGCGUGGCCGGUGGGGGCGGCGUGGGGGGCGGCGGCGGGGGUGCUGGUUGCGGUAGCGGCGGCGCUACCGGAACCGGCGAGGACGCCGGUAUCGCUCUGGUCGGCGUCCACUCGGAGUACCCACGGUACGUGGACGACCGCGUGCUGGCCGCCGGUGGCCAGGUGAAGGGCCCAUCGGGCAGCAUAGGGCCGGGCUCCAAGCACAAACCGAACGUCGGCUACCGGCUGGGCAGACGGAAGGCCCUGUUCGAGAAGCGGAAACGCAUCAGCGACUACGCGCUCGUCAUGGGCAUGUUCGGCAUCAUCGUGAUGGUCAUCGAGAACGAACUGUCCAGCGCCAACGUCUACACCAAGGCCUCGUUUUACUCGACAGCACUGAAAACCCUGAUCUCUGUGUCUACUGUGAUACUGCUUGGCCUCAUAUUUGCUUACCAUGCCUUAGAAGUUCAGUUGUUCAUGAUCGAUAACUGCGCGGACGAUUGGCGGAUCGCGAUGACCUGGCAGAGGAUCGCGCAGAUUUCGAUCGAGUUGUUAAUCUGCGCGAUCCACCCGAUCCCAGGGGAGUACUACUUCCUUUGGACGACCAAGCUGGCGAACAAGGGCGGUAACAGCGGCUCGAAAUGGGUGCCGUACGACGUCACCCUGUCGCUGCCGAUGUUCUUCAGACUCUACCUCAUCUGUCGCGUCAUGCUGCUGCACUCGAAGCUGUUCACCGACGCCUCGUCGCGCAGCAUAGGGGCCUUGAAUCGUAUUAACUUCAACACCAGAUUCGUCCUCAAGACUCUGAUGACCAUCUGCCCGGGAACCGUGUUACUCGUCUUCAUGGUCUCGUUAUGGAUCAUCGCCUCGUGGACGUUGCGUCAGUGCGAGAGGUUUCACGACGAGGAGCACGCGAAUCUCCUUAAUGCUAUGUGGCUCAUUGCUAUCACGUUUCUGAGCGUCGGUUUCGGUGACAUUGUGCCCAACACGUACUGCGGUCGAGGUAUAGCCGUUUCCACUGGAAUAAUGGGCGCCGGAUGCACGGCCUUGCUGGUGGCGGUCGUUUCCCGGAAGCUGGAGCUCACCAGGGCGGAGAAGCACGUUCAUAACUUUAUGAUGGAUACGCAAUUAACGAAAAGGUUGAAAAACGCCGCGGCGAACGUGUUGCGCGAGACAUGGCUAAUUUACAAGCACACCCGUCUGGUGAAGCGCGUGAAUCCGGGACGUGUCCGAACGCAUCAGCGGAAAUUUCUGUUGGCUAUAUACGCGCUCAGGAAAGUCAAAAUGGAUCAGCGAAAAUUAAUGGACAAUGCCAACACCAUCACGGAUAUGGCCAAGACGCAGAACACGGUGUACGAGAUCGUGUCAGACAUGAGCACGCGUCAGGACGCAUUGGAGGAACGUCUGGUAGGCCUGGAGGACCGGCUGAUCGGCCUAGAAGAGAAACUGACCGGCCUGCAGGCCCAGCUGGAGCUGCUACCGGAGGAGCUGACCAGGUGUCUGGCCCAGCACGCGGAACGCAUGGAACAAAGGCGGAACUUCCUUCAUCCUGACACCGCGGUCGCGAUGGCAACGGCUGGUGGCGGCGGUGGUGGUGCCGGUGGCGGUGGCAGUGGUGGCGGUGGUAGUGGCGGCGGUGGCGGUGGCGGGGUCUCCCCCGGAAACAACCUGAUGAUGGCCAUCUCCGUGUCGGCUCAUCAUCCUCUGGCCAAUCUGUCGAACUCGCUGCCACACUCGAGGAGCGUGCCAAGCGCGCCCAGCACCACGUCCCUGCACCCAUGGCCGGCCAGUUCGAUCCUGCCGCCAGUCUCGAGUCGUACGCCUCACCUGGUGCCGGAAACCGGAAGGCAUCACAGUCUGGCACAUUCCACGGUAGCCACGACCACGACCUCGCAGUCGGCCACCAGGCUCACCUCGCAAUCUGGAAUGGGAGGGCUGGGCAACAGUCAGGGGUCCGACACGUCUCCACACAGCUGAGUCUCGUCUUUGCAGCCGCAGCACUCUUAUUAAAAGGUCGUCAACUAUAGUGUUCGAUGACCUGAACGACGCUCGCGUACCUUCGAGUCC
Molecule: messenger RNA, 3057 nt
Organism: Eufriesea mexicana
Lineage: Eukaryota; Metazoa; Arthropoda; Insecta; Hymenoptera; Apidae
Gene: SK
Product: small conductance calcium-activated potassium channel
Exons: 11
Coding region: 1-2967 (988 amino acids)
Biological process (GO): potassium ion transport
Cellular component (GO): membrane
Molecular function (GO): calmodulin binding; small conductance calcium-activated potassium channel activity
Source: RefSeq, a predicted model, not a curated record